CGGGUAUCUUCCCUUCGCUCCGUUGGCGUAAAAUAAAGAGGAAUCUCGCGUCUCGUCGUCUCCUCCGCUCCUUGCGCCAAGACGAGUAGCGGCUGAACACAACAGGCGAGGGGCGGCGGUCUCCAUCUGGCGAGCAGAGCAGGGGAUGGGAGGGGAUCCUGAUCUGGAAGAAGCCCUUCUCUUAAUUUCAGAGCCUUAACCUUAAUACAAGUAGCAGUUUGUUUGUUCCCCCCAAAAGUUUCCCAAGUUGGAUCCGCCCCUGGUUGUUAACAUAGUAGCAAAUACAAUAUGAACAAUGAGAGUCGACCAAAGUGGAGAAAAGUUGCCUAUGGGGGAAGGCAGCCAGGCUAUGACGAUAACCACACGGACGAGUCAUUCCUUGAGGAGAUGGUUAUGAACGCCAAUGUUGUCAAGAGGGACCUCCUGAAAGUGAUGAUCGACUCGGUCUCCAUAUCUCAGUAUCUCUGCAUUGUUGCUCUUGUGGUUUCAACAUGGACCUAUACACUGAACUUGGUCAUUGAUGAGGUCACUCUUUUGAAGCUAGACACUAGUCUACUUCUUGCCGGGUUUUCGAUGCUCUUGCUCACGGCAAGUCCGUUCUCGCUCAAGCUUCUCUCCAAGUAUGUCCUCAAUACAUCAUUCUUCAUCAGUGGUCUGUAUGUUUUGGCACCGAUUUAUCAAACCCUCACUAGGUCCAUCAGUUCAGAUUCCAUAUGGGCACUUGCUGUAUGCCUUCUGUUGGUUCACCUCUUUCUGCAUGAUUAUUCUGGUUCAACUAUAAGGCCACCUGGUGCACUCAACAACCCAAAAUUGACCAGCAAUAUCUCCUUGAAUGCAUCGAUAGUAGCAUCCGUCCUUGUAGCUUCGCGCCUGCCAUCUAGGCUGCAUGUCUUUGCAAUCAUGCUAUUCUCCUUGCAGAUCUUCCUGUUUGUGCCCCUCGUCGCGUUUUGUAUUAAGAAGUUCUCUCUUAGACUUCAUCUGCUCUUCUCCUUUGCUCUGAUGAUCAUGACCCUAGGCGUCACAUACCAAUUGCAUCACAUGUUCUUCAUCCUACUGCUGGCACUGCUUGUUUUUAUCUCAAUUGUUUGCCCUUACUGGCUUAUAAGAAUUCAGGAAUACAAGUUUGAGAUCAAUGGUCCCUGGGAUGAAGCUAAACUCUGCUUUGAUAUAACUGAAUAACAGAGGAAAGUGCAUGUGCAGAAUUUUGGUUUCAAUGUUCAUUAUCUAUAAUUGAUGUAUUACCAUUAGUCUUAUUAUUCUGGAGCAAUUUAUGUGCAUGUAUAUGCUUUUCUUAACAUAUACUACCUUCGUCAGAAAAUAAGUUACUCUAUUACGGGACGUGACAUAUCUUAGAACUACGAAUCUAGACAUGUCUUUGUCCAAAAUCGUAGUACUAGGAUAUGCCACAUCUCGUACUAAAUUAACUUAUUAUGAGACGGAGGGAGUGUCUACUUGUUCCCUUACUGUGAUCAAUAUACAUGGCGGGCCUUAUCUGUUCUGCCAUAUAUUGAUAAGCUUUCUGAGCGCAUUCAGUGGUUUAAACUUUGGUGUACAAAAUAAUUAGGUACAAACAUCGUCACAUGUAAUCUUUAAUCGAGUCAAGAGAGAACUGCUCAGCCCAGUCACAUGGAUUUCUUGCAA
Oryza sativa Japonica Group (Japanese rice) is the source of this 1641-nucleotide messenger RNA. Lineage: Eukaryota; Viridiplantae; Streptophyta; Magnoliopsida; Poales; Poaceae. The record is from RefSeq and is a predicted model, not a curated record.